This is a messenger RNA of Cylicocyclus nassatus, 1480 nucleotides long. Lineage: Eukaryota; Metazoa; Nematoda; Chromadorea; Rhabditida; Strongylidae. The record is from the annotation of a GenBank genome assembly.
UAUAAUUCGCUGCGGUCUCCUCUAUCAAGUUGAAGACUACAGAUAGGACGAAUAACGACGUUCAAGACGAGUAUUGUGGCAUAUUGAAGAAACGUGUAUUGGCUAACUAUAAUGUCAGACGAGAUUGAUGUCGAAUUCCCUCUUCCAGAUACUGGGGGUGCAAAAUCAAGCAUUCCUCCACGGCAGGAGGAACCUCGACCACAGCAGCAGCAACAACCACGAUAUAGUUACGAGCAAACGGACCAUGUGGUCAAGGAGACACCAACAUAUGAACAGAUGGAAGUAGAUCUCCAAGGUGAACGACUGUCGGAAGAGGAGAUAUCAGUAGAAAUGCCAGAAGAAAUGAUUGUCAAGCCACAUGUAAAGGCAGUAGCCGCACCCACACCCCAACGGCCUCUCUCACAGAUGCCAAUCGAGGUUGCAAGAAAAGAACGACCACCGGAAAAGACAAAAGAACCACCUUCGCAGAUAAAUAUGCUGCAGCCGACAAGUAUACGGAGAGAAGUGGAUUCAGAUGAAGUCGACGUUGAAAUUGAAGAACCAAUUGCUACGUCUCUCAAAAAGUGCGCCUGUUCUUCCUUGCCUGCAACAUUGCAAGACUCCGCAGAGUUUAGUCGAUCAUCAAUAUCCGUAUCUCAAAAUGCCAAUAGAGUGGCUGUGAAUUCGCUAACACCAAAGGCCACUCCCUCUGCAUCGACACCUCCUUCGCGGAUCAUAGAAGGCUACCCUACAAGAAAAUUACCCUCAUCCUCGGCUUAUCGACCACCUACUAUCACGACAAGUGCUUCAAAAGAAGAGUAUGACCGAGUUGCCGAGUCUCCAGCUCCUGUACAGCCAGUCGUAAGAACGAGGCCGUCUUCAUAUCCGGAUGAAGUCGAUGUGGAACUUUCGGAAUCGCUAUCCCCAUCAGGUUCAUUCAGAGAGUCUGCUGGCUCAAAGUCGCCCACCUCCCCUUCAGCAAAGACAGCACCUAAAGCUUCCGCCAAAAAAAUACCUUUCUCUAAAGCAAGAACGGCAUCGAAGCCUUCCACAAAACAAGCUUUGAAGGCCAAGACAAGGUCAAAAACAAAAAGUUCUUCCAAGCCGACAAAAGGGCCUUCCAAAAGAAACGCCAAGGGUGCCGUUCAUACUAAUUCAGCAACUUCAUCUGUACCCGCCCAUAAACAACAGGCGACAAGCGCAUCUGUACAAAAAAUAAAAAGGCCGAAGAUCCAAAAAAUCCAGCAUCAAAAAGUAGUUGAAAAACCUGCAAGCAGGAGUGAAUCUAAAGAACUUGUGUUAGAACCAGCUACAGAAUAAGACAUUGCCAAGGAAGGAAGAGAAGACUGUAGAUAGAACUUUGCCAAAAAAGGAAAAGAAGAAAAAGGAAGAUAGUAGCGAGGAUAGCGAUGACUCAGAUUAAUGACACUUUUCUAUUUGACUUUCAAUGUUAUUUCUACGCGCACUUCUUCGAUGCGAUUCUGCAUACAUCUCAACGCCU